Messenger RNA from Mycotypha africana, 1023 nucleotides. Its product is annotated as Septin-type guanine nucleotide-binding (G) domain-containing protein. Gene Ontology annotation, cellular component: cell division site; septin complex; microtubule cytoskeleton. Gene Ontology annotation, molecular function: GTP binding; molecular adaptor activity; GTPase activity. Bases 1 to 1023 code for a protein of 340 amino acids. NCBI's taxonomy places the organism in Eukaryota, Fungi, Mucoromycota, Mucoromycetes, Mucorales, Mycotyphaceae. The record is from RefSeq and is a predicted model, not a curated record. Gene Ontology annotation, biological process: cytoskeleton-dependent cytokinesis. The transcript is spliced from 5 exons.
AUGUCUGUAUCUGCAGUGGCCACGCCUACGAUUGAACAACAACAAAUACUUCAACAACAACAACAGCAGUUGCCUCAGCAGACACCACUCAAUGGUUAUGUUGGUUUCGAUACCAUUACUCAGCAAAUUGAAAAGAAAUUACUCAAGAAAGGAUUUCAAUUCAAUGUGAUGGUGGUGGGUCAAUCUGGCCUUGGAAAAUCAACGCUUGUCAAUACUAUUUUUGCUUCUCAUUUAAUUGAAAGCAAAGGUAGAUUGGAUGCGGCUGAAAUGACUCGCCAAACCACAGAGAUUGAAUCCGUAUCUCAUACGAUUGAGGAAAACGGGGUUCGUCUAAGAUUGAAUAUUGUAGAUACACCGGGUUAUGGUGAUAAUGUCAACAAUGAUAAUUGCUGGGAACCCAUCAUCAAAUACAUCAAGGAUCAACAUUCAGCUUAUUUGCGCAAAGAAUUGACAGCCAGACGCGAACGUUACAUUGUAGACACCCGUGUGCAUUGCUGUUUGUUCUUUAUCACUCCUUCAGGCCAUUCUCUAAAGCCGAUCGAUGUCGUUGUCUUGAAAAAGCUUUCUGAAGUCGUGAAUGUCGUCCCUGUGAUUGCUAAAUCAGACUCUCUUACCAUAGAAGAACGUGAUGCCUUUAAGCAAAGAAUCAAGGCCGAACUUUCUCUCCAUAAUAUUAGACUCUAUCCUUAUGAAAGCGAAGAAGAUGAGGAGCAAGAAAGAGCAUUAAACGAAAGCAUUUGGGAAUUGAUUCCUUUUGCUGUCGUUGGCUCUGAACGCAAUGUCGUGAUAGACAAUAAGGCAGUGCGCGGUAGAAAGACACGUUGGGGUGCUGUCAUUGACGUGGAAGAUCCCGAGCAUUGUGAAUUUAUUCAUUUGCGCAACUUUUUGACGAGAACCCAUCUCCAAGACUUGAUUGAAACAACAGCCAUGAUUCACUAUGAGAGUUUCCGAGCCAAACAAUUAUUGGCCAUUAAAGAAUCGACCCAACUUUCUAAUUCUCAGCAACAACAGCCAACUGAAUAA